CUUCACCUCUUGUUUCACACGAAAUCUUGAGACCAAAACAUUCCCCUCCAACCAGACCGGGACGAUGUCAGUGCAAGCCGGUCGCGUCCUCCUGGAAUACUGGCCGCUUCUGCACAGUCGGGACAUCCAACCCCACGUGCGUGCAGAUUGCAUGCUAUUCCUCUGCAAAGGCAAAGGAGACGGACGCAAGUGGAGAAUCAAAUUCGCAGGCGGCGUAUCCCAGGGUGAGGAGCAGUGUGUCAGCUGUUUCCGUUUUAUUAGCUCUUUCCUUGAACCCUCGGCCACUCCGUUUCCUGUCGCCCCUCCGCCAUCUUUCCCUUCUGCAGCGCCUCCGCCAGCGUCGUCGGAGAUCUCUGUGUCGUCUUCGGUUCCGAUGGCGACAUAUUCUCUCGUCCCCGUGACACAACGAGAGGACAGUACCGUAUCCUCGGGAGUAACAGCUACCACUGCACCGGACGCAGAGCCAGGACCUUCCGCUUCUGCCGCGACUAAAGGCACGGCCCAACAAUACACGGGCGCCGUCCAGACGUCCGGUGGCGGUGGAGGGUCCUGGUCAUAUGCCCCUCCCAUUCCUUCAGAUGGAGACCUGAACAAAUCACCGACUUGUUUAGCUGACGUUCCGGACCUGGAAGAAAUGGUGCGAAUGGUACUACAGGAUCCCAAACUACCUGACCUUGUAGAUGUUGUUCAUAAGGUCAUCGCUAAUAUGUGAAGCACGGACCGUGUCUCCUGGCUUCCUGCUUAUUACGCUCCAGUACUUCACAGCUCUGCACCUUUGGUUGUGCUCCAUGAUUUUGAAUAUAACUUGUUGUAUAGAAUUAGAUGUUGGAAAAUUAUAGUUUAUGAAAUGAC
Penaeus chinensis is the source of this 852-nucleotide messenger RNA. RefSeq lists its product as uncharacterized. The transcript is spliced from 3 exons. Bases 65 to 712 code for a protein of 215 amino acids. NCBI's taxonomy places the organism in Eukaryota, Metazoa, Arthropoda, Malacostraca, Decapoda, Penaeidae. The record is from RefSeq and is a predicted model, not a curated record.